AGUCUAACAGGCUGAAGAUCCUGAUCAAGGAAACAUAGGACGUUACAGGAUCGUGAAAGAAGUGUUGAAGAAGUUAGUUUGAGAAAAGUUUCAGCAACCUACGCUUGGUUUUAUUACCGAAGCCAAAGCACCCUACUAAGAAUGCCACAAAACGUUGUUCUUCCUGGACCUGGACCGUGGGGAUUCAGGGUUACCGGUGGGAUCGAUUUUAAACAGCCGUUAACAAUAUCGAGGAUUACUCCAGGAAGCAAAGCAUCAUUAGCAAAUCUCUGCCCAGGCGAUGUAAUUUUGGCUAUAGAUGGUCAAGGUGCAGAAAAUAUGACACAUGCUGAAGCCCAAAAUGCAAUAAAGGAUGCAAAUAAUCAGCUAUCUCUCAAGAUUGACAGACCAGAAACCAGGCUUUGGUCUCCACAAGUGGAAGAAGAUGGCAAAGCACAUCCUUUUAAAAUUAAUUUAGAAGCAGAGGCACAGGAUUUGGGCUACUUUGAGCACAAAUUCAAUGUCCGACCCAAACCUUUUGCAGCCUCAGUCACAAGCAGUGGAUGUAGUACUCCAACUGGUAUCGGAGGAGGGAGUGGACGUAGUACCCCCUCAGUUGCAAGUAGCAUUUCCCCUGGUGAUUUGAAACUUGCAGCCAGAGUGGCCCCAAAUAAGCCUUUGGAGAUGGAAAUUCCUGGAGUCAGGAUUGUACAUGCUCAGUUUAAUACACCUUUGCAAAUGUACUCAGAUGCCAACAUUCUGGACACCCUACAAGGCCAAGUGUCUACUGCUUUGGGGGAUGUAACCCAUUUAAGUGAAGAAUCAGAACCAUUUGUGCAGCAAUCUGAUGUUCUUCGAGCACUUCAGGAUAACACAGACCAACCCAGUGGGCCUCGUCAGUCAUCAUCAUUCAGAGUCCUUCAGGAUAUAGUGCAGGAAGAUGAUGGCAACCGGCCUGCUGGAAUUAGAAGUGUAAAGGCUCCAGUAACAAAAGUUGGUACUCCAGCUGGAGGGGUCCAGAAGCUACCACUGUGUGACAAAUGUGGAAAUGGAAUUGUAGGCACUGUUGUGAAAGCCCGUGACAAAUAUCGACACCCAGAGUGCUUUGUGUGUUCUGACUGCAAUAUGAAUCUCAAGCAAAAGGGCUACUUCUUUGUGGAAGGACAGCUGUACUGUGAAAAUCAUGCUCGAGCACGUAUGAGGCCUCCAGAGGGAUGUGAAACAGUCACUAUUUACCCUAAAGCAUAAACUGUUGAGAAUCCAGUGCAACGAAAACAAAAGACAGGAGGAGUAUCUAGAGUCACUAGGAACAAAAGUGCCACACUGCAACAUGUGACUCUGCAGUUAUGUAGUUACUAAUGCUUUUUGCUUCUGAAAUUUACAGAUGGCUGUUUUCUGUUACACAAAUUUAUGUUACUCUCCAUUCCCCAAACUUAAUGGUACAGAAAUGCUAUGCAUGUUACAUUUCACUCAGUCAUUUUACAGUACUGAUUAAAUCUGGGGACUGAGACUAAAUAAAAUGCAUCAGUAUGUUUCUGUGCUUUUGUAGCAAUAUACACGUUAAAGCAUAGUAGAAACUGCAUUUACUUAUUGAAAAGCACAAUUUGCUCAAGCACUUGCUUUGUUGGAGAAAUAUCCACUAUUUGCACAUUCUUUCUUAAGUAUAUGUAUAUAUAGUAUGCAUAGGGAAUAAACACCAUACUAGCUGUUAAUUUUUAUAUGCCACACCAUAAAUAUCGAUGGCUGUGUUUAAGUAUUACUCUAUACACUAUUGAUAAGCGAGAUUUAUAUAAUCUAACAGAACAGUGAAAUAUAUUAUCUGACAAAUUUAGUUUUUACUAUGCAGGAAAAAAACAUGUUAUUUAUACAAUCAGUGUACUAUUAAAAUUUAAAUUAAUGGUACCACAGUUUUUUAGGUAUAAUAUUUAGAAUAUAUUUCAAGGACUUUCAGGUAACUGUACCCCAGUAUUUUUAAAGUACAUCAUCUAGACUAUAUGCCACUGACCAAUGUGAAUAUCAUUGGUAUUUAAUAGUGUUUGCAUUGGCAAUAUGUAAUGCAUUUAUAUGGUACAUGCCACUAGGCAGUAGAAAUUUGUACUCCUACAGCAUACUUAAUUCUACACGAAUGUUAAAGAAAGCAGACUAUUGAACCAGAAGUCUCAGUUUUUUAGCAUUGCAAGGGCCAACUCAAAUACAUUUUCUUUAAUGUUAAGCUGUGUUUUGACCUUUCAGUUCACAAAAAUGGCUUUCAAAAUUUCAGUCUGGUAACUUGUACAGAGUAAAAACAGCUGUGAGGAGUCACAACAACCUGUAGUAAUUGCUGUGUCACCAGAAAAGUAGCUAAAAAGUAAACACCUUCCUGCAGUAUUUGCUUCCUACUUGAGCCAGAGCAUAUACAACAUUCUGUAAAUUAUGCGAGAGCAGAAUUAACAGUUUAAAAUUAUCUGGCAUGUUGUAACAUUGUAUAAUAUUGGUACAGGAUUAAUUUCAUUACUUAAACUGACUAUAGAAGUGGAAUUUUGCAAAGAUUGACAAAGCAUCAAGUUUGAAAGUUGUAAAAUGGUGUUCUGAAAUGUGGUUUGCAGGAAAAUGUGAUUUUAUUAUUUCUGCACAUUGCUUCAGUACUGUUGAAUGUAUAUUGUGCUUUAAUUUGGAAAUAGUAAAAAUGCAUUAUUGUGACUUAUUUAGUGUACAUAAUAAAAUGGACAAAAGCUUGCCUUUUGAAAUGA
This is a messenger RNA of Protopterus annectens (West African lungfish), 2708 nucleotides long. RefSeq names its product PDZ and LIM domain 3 (gene PDLIM3). Gene Ontology annotation, biological process: muscle structure development; actin cytoskeleton organization; heart development. The transcript has 8 exons. Bases 142 to 1227 code for a protein of 361 amino acids. The record is from RefSeq and is a predicted model, not a curated record. NCBI's taxonomy places the organism in Eukaryota, Metazoa, Chordata, Ceratodontiformes, Protopteridae. Gene Ontology annotation, molecular function: muscle alpha-actinin binding; actin binding. Gene Ontology annotation, cellular component: stress fiber; Z disc; filamentous actin.